AAGAAGCUGCUCUGUUUGAGGUUUCUAAAUCAAGCCAGAAACUCUUGGAAACUUCUCACACCUCUAAGAAACCUUACCAUAAAGCAAAAACCCAUCUUUAUAAACGCAACAAUUCUUGGCCUUUUCUUUCCAAACUCUAAAACAGAAAACAAAAAUUAAGAAAUUUAAACAAUGGCUCUAGCUCGUUUGGCUUUGAGAAACCUUCAGCAAAAGUUGUCUCCUAAUUUGAUGGGUCAAUCUUGUGAAAGGAGUUUGCUCGGUAAUGGACAAAACCAGUGGACUCUGAACAGAUUCAUGGCUGCUUCAGCUGGUGAACAAGAGGAGAUGAAGAAAAAAGAAGUGAGUGUGUCUGAGAAGAAAUCUCCUCGACGGUUUUUUCCUCGAAGACGUGGUGGCCGGAGAAGUCUCUGGCGUAACACCGACGAUCAUGACUACUUUGCUCCCGCACUAAAUGAGUUAUUUCCUCCAAGUCUGGGAAACGCACUGAUGCAAGCAUCAGAAAACAUAAACAGGAUUUUCGACAACUUUGAGAUGAGACCAUCUCAGCUAAUGGGUCGAGUUAAAGAGCAAGACGAUUGUUACAAACUUAGGUAUGAGGUUCCAGGGCUAACCAAAGAUGACGUGAAGAUCACGGUGGAUAAUGGAAUCUUGAUGAUCAAAGGAGAACACAAGGCGGAGGAAGGAGAAGGAUCACCUGAAGAAGAAGAAUACUGGUCUUCGAAGAGUUACGGUUAUUACAACACGAGCUUGUCGUUGCCUGAUGAUGCCAAGGUUGAGGAAAUUAAGGCAGAGCUGAAGAACGGUGUGCUCAAUGUUGUGAUUCCUAGAACGGAGAAGCCAAACAAGAAUGUUCAGGAGAUUUCUGUUGAGUAGAGUCACUGUUUCGUUUUUGGGUGUUUGUUUUCCUGAUGGAAUAAGCCAUUAAGGAAUGGAUGUUGUAUCCCUUAAUGUUUUGUAUGUGAAUGGAAUAAAUGGCUAAACCCUAAAAAAGCCAAAAAUUCGCUAAAGACAAUGAAUAA
Messenger RNA from Eutrema salsugineum, 1019 nucleotides. RefSeq names its product 26.5 kDa heat shock protein, mitochondrial. The transcript has 2 exons. NCBI's taxonomy places the organism in Eukaryota, Viridiplantae, Streptophyta, Magnoliopsida, Brassicales, Brassicaceae. The record is from RefSeq and is a predicted model, not a curated record. Gene Ontology annotation, biological process: response to heat. Bases 172 to 873 code for a protein of 233 amino acids.